UCGCGAGCAGCAGACCCGCCCGCCGCCUCCGGUGCAUGGGGCCCGGCUGAGCAGCCAGCAUGGGCAACUGCGUGGGGAGACAGCGCCGGGAGAGGCCGGCCGCCCCGGGACACCCCCGCAAGCGCGCAGGACGCAACGAGCCCUUGAAGAAGGAGCGGCUGAAGUGGAAGAGCGACUACCCCAUGACUGAUGGGCAGCUGCGGAGCAAACGGGAUGAGUUCUGGGACACAGCACCUGCCUUUGAGGGCCGCAAGGAGAUCUGGGAUGCCCUCAAGGCCGCUGCGUAUGCGGCCGAGGCUAAUGACCAUGAACUGGCUCAGGCCAUCCUGGAUGGAGCCAGCAUCACCCUGCCUCAUGGCACCCUCUGUGAAUGCUAUGAUGAGCUGGGGAAUCGCUACCAGCUGCCCAUCUACUGCCUGUCGCCCCCUGUGAACCUGCUGCUGGAGCACACCGAGGAGGAGAGCCUGGAGCCCCCCGAGCCUACGCCCAGUGUGCGCCGCGAGUUCCCGCUGAAGGUGCGCCUCUCCACAGGCAAGGACGUGAGGCUCAGUGCCAGCCUGCCUGACACAGUGGGGCAGCUCAAGAGGCAGCUGCACACCCAGGAGGGCAUCGAGCCAUCCUGGCAGCGAUGGUUCUUCUCUGGGAAGCUGCUCACAGACCGCACACGGCUCCAGGAAACGAAGAUCCAGAAAGAUUUUGUCAUCCAGGUCAUCAUCAAUCAGCCCCCGCCACCCCAGGACUGAAGAGCCCAUGGACCCCUGGGAAGAGAGGCCAGGGAGGGGCUCUGCAGGGCUGAGAGACCUCCUGGCCAGAGCACUAACCCCCACCCUGCUGCUGCCUUCGAGUGCUGUUUUUUUCUUCAGGGGCACUUCCCUGCUAUAUGGCUGCUGGAGAGCCGUGAAGGGACCUGCCUCCCAGGGGCACCGUGGGCCAGUGGUGCCCAGCACCCAGGACGCAGUGCUGCCACACACAGGCCUUGCCAACCUUGUCAGAGAAAAGGCGAACUAGGGCCUUCCACCCUGCCUUGCCAUGGCAGGUUCGAGCCAUGAGGGCCAGCCCGGAGGCCCCUGGAGCCCAGAUCUGUCAUCUGGUGCUGCCAGCUGUGCUCACUCCGGUUUUCUGCUCAGGGUCUGAAGCAGCUGCUGUCUCCCUCUCCUCCCCCCAGCCCCUGACUCUGCCCUGGGCACCGUGCCAGUCCUCCAGUGGGGAGGGGACCGCUGGCUAACCCCGGGGCUAGGGAGCCCGAGGCCGGCCUCUGCCUCUCCCUGCCCCCAGCACAAUUGGCAGAGAUGAGGUGGGUGGCCAGAUGGUGGGGCUGCUGUGGCAGGGAUCUGCUCAGGGCCAUCUCCUGGCUGUGACCCUGUUGGUGGAGGGUCUGCAGCCUGGUCAUGGCCCCACAGCAGGUCCCUGUGUACAGACAUAUCUGCAUAUUUAUCAAUAAAGCCUUUUGCUCCUUCC
Talpa occidentalis (Iberian mole) is the source of this 1458-nucleotide messenger RNA. RefSeq names its product ubiquitin domain containing 1 (gene UBTD1). Gene Ontology annotation, molecular function: protein binding. The coding region runs from base 60 to 743 and encodes 227 amino acids. The record is from RefSeq and is a predicted model, not a curated record. The transcript has 3 exons. NCBI's taxonomy places the organism in Eukaryota, Metazoa, Chordata, Mammalia, Eulipotyphla, Talpidae.